AUGUAUAUAAAAAUUCCUAAAGAGAUUUCCUUCCAUAAGGCCUAUAAUAAACUACAAUUUAAAGAUGGCAAUCAAUCAGAGAGACCAAAAAGUAAUAAAACGCUGGCAUCCUCCGGAUUAACCAAAUGCACCGGUAUCCCACACCAAGAAGACCUAGCAGCACAGGAAGACAAAAAGACCAAUCGGGAAACUGCUAUUCUGGAUCAUACCAAGAUAAUCCGAGAGUGCAGAGAGAUGAAGUAUCCUACAUCAAAAAUGUGGCAUCCUACACCAAAAAUGGUAGCAUUUCACAAAAAGAACACGUCAGAGCGCAUCACUAACUGUAGCAGAACACUCUCAAAGCUCCGAAAACUUGCCAUGAGGGAUCAUCUAGCC
This is a messenger RNA of Brenthis ino (lesser marbled fritillary), 375 nucleotides long. The record is from the annotation of a GenBank genome assembly. NCBI's taxonomy places the organism in Eukaryota, Metazoa, Arthropoda, Insecta, Lepidoptera, Nymphalidae.